UCUCGUUCUUAUACCCAAGUCUCAUAUCCUUGUCCUCCUCUCCUCCCCCUUCGCAUCUCCCUCUUCGACUCCUCUUACACGUCGCGCCUGUCUCCGCUCGCAUCGCAUUACCCGUCUCGCUCCCUCCUGUCACCCUACAAGUGUUUGUUGUCCCAGCACUGGCCCCAAGCGUCAAACACAAACAAACCAGCCCAGCAACAACCUUCCCUCCCGCCAGGCAGUUCACAACAACCAUCCAGCAUACGCAUUCUAGGCGCAUCCUUGUACCUCCCAAACUCGUCACUUGCGAACAUCCAAGCUCUCUCCCGCCCCCCCUCCUUACAUGCUCAUGAUCGGCACCAGCUGUUGAUUCUCGCGCCGUCUCCUCGCCCCAAGCCACCACCCCGUCAAGCCUCCACCUCCACCCCUCCCAACCACCCCGCUGUUUCAUCUCGCGUCUUCCGCUCACGCGCUCCAUGUCGAGCAUAUACGACACCGAGUUCUCGCGCCGCAUACGAUCCUCUGUCUCUACGCCGCCGAGGUCACCCGCCAAGCGAGUACCCCACACCAAAGAACGAGAUGUGUUCGGCGAUGUUGAGCGCACGAGGAGUCCGCGCGGCAUGAGCCCCCUGUCGUCGGUGUCGGCGAGCAAGGGCAAGGCCGUGGUGAGAGAUUACGGUGACAGGUUCAUCCCCACACGAGAUGGUUCAGACCUGCACGCCGCGUACGCGCUCUUACCCGACUCGAGUGGAAACCAUGACGGCCCCUCCAAGCCUCGGCAAAGGAGGAAGAGCGGACAUGGGCAGUGCACAGACGCCGAGGCCCGUCGUGAGGAAGUCAAUGCGACGUUUUCUCAUCUCCUGAAGAACGAGCUCUUCCCCGUGCCUCUCUCGCCGUCACGCCGCAAGUCGGCCUUCUCCCCGCCACCGUCAGGUAACCAUGGCUCGCCUGUGACGCCAUCGAAGAAGAGGAUCCUCAACUUUUCGUCGCCAGCUUCAAGGCGAAUGGCCCAGCUCACCAACGGCGGCACCCUCGACGACAUGAACCACGACAGGUAUAGCCUGAGUCCAGUUGGCCGCGAUACGCAGCGAGUACUGCUCAGCCCCCGCAAGAGUGUCAGACAAAUCUCACGAACACCGUUCAAGGUGCUUGACGCGCCUGAACUCGCCGACGACUUCUACCUCAAUCUCGUUUCAUGGUCCCAGUCCAAUAUCCUCGCCGUCGGACUCAACAGCUGUGUGUACUUAUGGAGCGCACAGACCAGCAGAGUCACCAAGCUCUGCGAGAUGGCUGGCAGUGGCGUUGAUGGUGACGACUGUCUGGAUACGAUUACCGGGCUCGAGUGGACCAACAAGGGAAGCACAAUAGCUAUUGGCACAAGUCACGGCUCGGUCGAAAUCUGGGACGCCGAGUACUGCAAGCGCAUCCGCACAAUGUCUGGGCACACGGCGCGUGUCGGCUCGUUGGCAUGGAACAACCACAUCCUGUCAUCAGGCUCCCGGGAUCGCACCAUUCUGCACCGCGACACUCGUGCUCCCGAUCAGUACAUUCGACGCCUCUCCGGCCACCACAAGCAAGAAGUCUGUGGUCUCAAGUGGAACUUGGAUACCGACCAGCUUGCGAGCGGUGGCAACGAUAACAAGUUGUUUGUCUGGGGAGGCACGGACACGCGUCCGACCUGGCGCUUUGGCGAGCACCGUGCGGCCGUCAAAGCCAUCGCAUGGAGCCCUCACCAGCGCGGCGUCCUAGCCAGUGGUGGCGGUACUGCCGACAAGAAGAUUCGAUUCUGGAACAGUCUCACCGGUGGUCUCGUCAGCGAGUGGGAUACGGGUUCGCAGGUCUGCAAUCUCAUGUGGUCCAAAAACUCGAACGAGCUGGUCUCGACCCACGGCUACUCUGGAGGGCCUGUCCAGAACCAGAUUCAAAUCUGGAAGUACCCAUCCAUGACUCAAGUCGCAACGCUCACGGGCCACACAUAUCGUGUGCUCUACCUCGCCAUGAGCCCCGACGGCCAGACGAUUGUGACGGGUGCCGGUGACGAGACGCUUCGCUUCUGGAAUGCCUUCCAGAGAGGGAGCGACAACUUGUUUGACGGCGCGACAUUCGCCUCCCCGCUCUCAAUGGUCGACGAGCACGCCCCGCCAGGCGGCGGCUAUGUCGCACCCUUCGACACGAGCUUCCUCGGCGUCGACGCCGACCCCGACCCGCUCGGCACGCACGGCGCCGGCGCGCAGAACGGCAACGGCGACCAUGGCGACCUGCACUCCGAAGCAGAGCACUACCCCGGCCUUGUCGUGUCCAACGGCAUGGGGCUCUCGUUCGACAACGAGAUGGCCGACAUCCUCGACCCGUCGGCCAAGCAGCAGAGCGUCACGACACCGGCAGCAGCGCCCAACAUCGCCCCCUGGCUGCAGGAGGACGAGCCGACCCCGCGCCCCGCGCCAACGCCGACGCUCGACAGCCCGCGCCCGCCCAGCCCGGCGCCGACGGCCGCCUCGGGCGGCUCGGCGGGCCUCAGCCAGCCCCCGACACCCGUGAUGGGCGGCACUGAGAAGGUGGAGAAGCGGAAGCACCAUUUCCCGUCGGUUCCUUCGCUUCCGCGCGUGCUGAGGCACCACCAGCACCACCACCACCACUCGCAGGACGACACCGAGUAUCCCGGCACGCCGAGCGGUGCGCCGAGCCCGCGCUCGGGCAGUGUGUCGAGCCUGGUCGACACGGCGGCCGCGACCCCUGCGGGUUCGAGGGCGCCGAGUAUCCGCGGUGGACAGCGCGAGCCGAGCCCGCCCCCGUUCGAGCGUGAGAGACAAUACUCGAUCGCGUCGACGGGCUCGGCGUCGUCCAGCCACUCGACACACCGCUUCGCCCGCUUCGGCAGCGUCGCGGCUGGCGCGUCGACGUCGCCCGUGGAGAAGAAGCAGAAGGGCGGCCUGUUUAGCAAGUUGAAACGCCGGACGGGGCAGAGCGUCAGCGCUGCGUCGGGAUUCUCGACACAUCCUGAUCUCCGGCCGAUGCCACAGAGGAGCGUUACUGGACCGCAGCAGCAACGCCAGCAGUCGAUCUCGGUCCCAGGAGGACUGACGAUGACGAGCCUGCCGACCGGAGGGCAACGGCAGGCGAGUAUCUCGUCGACGAGCAGCAGCAGCGGCAGCACGUACCCCGCCUUCCCGUCGCCGCUGAGCAGGAGACGGUCAUCACGCGCGGCGACGAGUGACAUCUCGCCGCUCGACGAGCUAAGCGAGCCGGAAUUCCACAUCGACAUGGAUCUCGACGACAUGGAGGGCAUCGUCGACCCGACGCUGAUCAACGCACGCCCGUCGGUGCCAGGGCCUGUUUCAGGCGAGGAUGCGCCCGACCUGGGACUCGCAGACGCGCUGCACCAUACCAGCAGCUUCGCCUCCGGGACAGACGUCCCACCAGGCAGAAGCAUCGUGCAAGAGUCUACAGGUGCCGCGAGCUUCGCGAGAGCCAACCCGUUCGCGUCGACUGGCUCGUCAGGCGGCUCGGACCAGCUCAAGGCUGGGGCCCACACCCCGCCAUCGCCGUCAGAUGUGUCGCCUAAACACUCGACUGUGCCUGGUGCUAGCAACGCGCCCAGGAGACCAUCACAGCUGAGAAAUGUCAAGAUGGACUCGAUCGAUUCAUCCGCGUCAGACCAGACGUCGCCGCUCGCCCCGUCCUGGGCCCAAGGCAUGACGGGCAGCAAGGCGGGCAUGUUCAGCGACCCGUUCGGUGUCGCCGUCGCUGGGAGUGGGGCACAGACGUCUGUCUCGCCAUCACGAAACGACUACCUCAAGGGCCCGCAUGGGAGUAUCGCCCCGGCGAUCCCGCCGUUCUCGGCCACGUCAAGUGCUGCGGCGUGGGCUGCCCCGGAGUCAUGGGGCGUCGAGGGAGACGAGCUGGGCGAGGAGGACGAGGAGGGAGGUUUGAGCGAGGAGGACGAGGACUGGGCCGAGGAGGACGGCAACAGGGUAACCACCCCCACACAGCUGGACCCACAGCGUGGCAGCGCUGGCAGUGACCAGUUGCACAAUGGCAACCAACAUCACCACCACCACCACCAUCACCACAAGAAGAAGGCCCACACAGGCAACACUAUCAAGGGCGUGCCGACCGGCGAGGGCGCUCUGCCCAACGUGCCUCACUUUACGAGGAUAUACCUCGACGACGGGUCAUAUUCGAUCAUGUCCUUCCUGCUCACAACAACAACAGCAGAAAUCAUCAAUAUCCUCGCCGGCGGAACAGAGGGCAAGAAGGUUCAGACCAGCAUGAAGCUCUACGUCCGCGAGCACGGACAGGACCGACAACUGCUACCUGGCGACCGACCAUUGGGGCUGCAGGCUCGACGACUGCUGCAGGCUGGCUACACCGAGGCCGAGCACAUCGAGGAGAUUGGAAAGGAGGACUUGACGAUGCUCUGCAAGUUCAUCUACCAGACGCCAGUGUUGCCAGUCAUCAAUCCGGAAGAGGAAUCCGCGUACGAGUCGUUCGAGUUCAUCGACCUCUCCGGCCGCGACCUCCAGGUCAUCCCCAUCUUCCUUCACCUGCACGCCGACAACAUCAUUAUUCUCAAUGUGUCGCGCAACCCCAUGACCGACUUGCCGCUCGACUUUAUCGACGCGUGUACCAGCCUCAAGGAGCUGCGCAUGUCCAACAUGGCCCUCAAGCGAGUACCGGCCAGUAUCCGCUCGAGCGCCACCCUGUCCCGUCUCGACCUGUCGUGUAACCGCAUUGCCGAUCUCGAGUCGGUCAACCUGUCGGACAUCACCACUCUGCUCUCCCUCAAGGUCCAGAACAACAGGCUCAGCUCGAUCCCGUCCUACUUCCUCCAAAUGAAAGCACUCAAGUACCUCAACAUCUCGAACAAUGUGUUCGAAAAGUUCCCCGAGGUCGUGUGUGAGAUGAGCAACCUUGUUGAUCUCGACGUGUCAUUCAACCAGAUCGACGAGCUGCCUUCCGAGAUGUCCAACCUCAAGUCUCUGGAACGUCUCACGUGUGUUGGUAACGCGCUGAGAGAGUUCCCCGAGUCGUUCAGCACGCUCGCCAACCUUCGAGUCCUCGACGUUCGCCGUAACAAGCUCAUCGACUUGACGCCAGUGUACGCAUUGCCGAACCUCGCGACGCUCCGUGCCGACAGCAACGACCUGGUUACCCUCGACACGGAGCUCGGAGCAAAGGUCCGAGACUUCAGUGUGCCCCACAACUCGAUCACGCGGUUCACGCUGGCAUGCUCACCCGGUUCGACCAUCUCGUACUCGCUCACGCACCUCAACCUGUCAUACGGCAAGAUCUCGGUGCUGGACGACGGUGCCUUGAGUGAACUGGUCAAUCUGGUGGAACUCAACCUCAACUUCAAUCAGUUCAACCGUCUCCCGCAGACGCUUGACAAGCUGGUCAACCUCGAGGCCUUCUCAUGUACCGACAACAUGCUGUCAACCUUCCCUGUGGGCUGCCUGGGCAAUAUGACCAAGCUGAGAAUCUGCAACAUCCACAAUAACAACCUUGCGGAGAUUCCGGCGGAUCUGUGGCUGUGUCCCUCACUCGAGGUCAUCAACCUCUCAUCCAACCUGUUGCAGCUGCUCCCCAAUCCGCCCACGUCGUGGGUCGACAAGGCGAUGGACCCGCAGCGCAAGUUGUCGGUCGUGUCGUCGACUUCGGACAAGUCCAGACGGGUUCCGCCAGCGGGCGUCUCGCUCAAGAGCCUCUUCCUCGCCGAUAACCGCCUCGCCGACGAAAUCUUCCACCAGAUCGCCCUCUUCUCCAAGCUCAAGGUCUUGAACGUCAGCUUCAACGAGAUCCAGGAGAUCCCAUCCUACACGCUCAGCCGGUGCGACAAGCUUGAACAGCUCUACCUCUCGGGCAACAAGCUCACCUCGCUUCCAUCGGAGGACCUCGAGCAGCUCACAAACCUUAGGGUGCUCCACGUCAACGGUAACAAGCUCCAGACACUACCAGCCGAGCUCGGCCAUCUCUCGCAUCUCAGCCACUUGGACGUCGGCUCCAACGUCCUCAAGUACAACAUUUCCAACUGGCCUUAUGACUGGAACUGGAACUGGAACACGGCACUGCGGUACCUGAACUUGUCGGGCAACAAGCGUCUCGAGAUCAAGCCCAGCAGUGGUCAAGAGAUGUCGCAUGCGACAGUGCAUCAGCAGCAUGCUGCCGGCCCAAGGAAGGACUUGUCCGACUUCAACGGUCUCACCCACCUACGUGUUCUGGGCCUGAUGGACGUCACCUUGCGUAUCCCCUCGCUUCCCGACGAGUCGGACGAAAAACGUGUACGAACGUCAUUCUCUGAGAUCAACAACAUGGCAUACGGCAUCUCAGACAUGCUUGGCUCGGUUGAGCACUUGGCAAUGUUUGACCUCGCAGUCCCCAACUUUCGAGGAAGCGCACAAGAAUGCUUGUUUGGCAUGUUUGGUCGUGCCGCUCCAUCUGUCCCUGCAGGCAAGAUCCCCAAGUACUUGCAAGAGAACUUCUCCAGCACCCUUGCGGACCAGCUCAAGGUGCUCCAGCCCGAGGAAGCCGUCACCGAGGCAUUACGACGGACAUUCUUGAACAUCAACAAGGCGACGUUUGACCACCUGUCUGGCAUCGACGACCGUCACCGCCCCUCGGACGCAAGCUUCAUGUCGAUCGGCAACGCGCGCAAGUCGACCAUGCACUCGCAGCUACGAACCGGUGCCUCAGGCGCGGUGGUGUACGUUGUCGACAAGACGUUGCACUGCGCCAACGCUGGCGACGUUCUUGUUGUGCUCUCUCGCGGUGGCAACUACGAAUUGUUGUCGAGGCGGCACGACCCCACUGAGCGUGACGAAAGUCAGCGUAUUCGACGAGCCGAAGCCUGGGUGUCGCCCAAGGGUCUGGUCAACGACGACAAGGAGAUUGAGAUCUCACGUGCGUUCGGAUUCUACCAGGCCUUGCCGGCUGUCAACGCCUCGCCCGAAGUCCGCACCCGCGUGCUAACGGAGGCCGACGAGUUUGUGAUUAUCGGCAACUCGGCAUUGUGGAAGUGCUGCUCGUACCAGACGGCGGUGGACAUUGCACGUACCGCGAAGGACGACCCGAUGAUGGCCGCGCAGAAGCUGCGUGACUUUGCCAUCUCCUACGGCGCCGAGGGCAGUGUCAUGGUCAUGGUUGUCAGCGUCAGCGACCUGUUCGGCAAGCGCGGUCGCGCUCUCACAGGUCCCGCUCCUCCCGAAGACGACCUCAUCAAGCGCGCAUACCAGAAGAGGCGCAACGCCGAGGUCGAGGUCGGUGAUCGUACGCUCAACCGCUUGCAGCAGGAGAUCGACCCACCAACCGGCACCGUCGCCAUUGUGUUUACCGAUAUCGUCAACUCGACAGCCUUGUGGGAGACGAACCCGGGCAUGCCUACUGCAAUUAAGCUCCACCACUCGUUCAUGCGCCGGCAGCUGCGACUCGAUGGAGGCUACGAGGUCAAAACUGAAGGCGACGCUUUCAUGGUGUCGUUCCAGAGUGUCACGGCCGCUUUGCUGUGGGCUUUCAACUGCCAGAUUGGUCUGUUGCAACAGGAGUGGCCACGAGAGCUGCUUGAAUCAGAGGACGGCAAGGUCAUGUACGACUCGAAGGGCCACAUCAUCCACAGAGGUUUGCGAGUCCGAAUGGGUGUCCACUGGGGCUCGCCCGAGUGCGAGGUCGAUCCGAUCACGCGCCGAAUGGACUACUACGGCCCGAUGGUCAACCGUUCGGCCCGUGUCAGUGCUGGUGCGGACGGAGGCCAGCUCAUGGCGUCGCAGGAUGUGCUCAACGUCAUCCGCUCGCUGCGCGAGUACAUUGAAAGCUCGGACGAGCACUCGCUCGACGAGUUGCCGCCUGACGUCAAGCGCGAGGUGCUGGAGCUCCGUCGUAUCGGCGGUAUUGAGAUCAAGGAGGUCGGCGAGCGCAAGCUCAAGGGUCUAGAAGUGCCCGAGAAGCUGUCGGUUCUGUUCCCGAAGACCCUGUCGGGUCGUCUCGAGCUCUUCUCCGGUUUGCGUGCCAACGUCGAGGUCAACGAAGCGCGGUCAUACGCGUCCGAGAAGCACAUCGAGGACGCGAGGCAGCUGUCGGCUCUGGUGCUCCGUCUCGAGGCGCUGUGCGCAUUGCAGCAUGCUCCUGCGCCGCCAGGCGACAGAACGGGCCCACUCAACAGCCCCGCACUCCCGCCACCAGAGCGGAUGAGCCUGGCGUCGGCGAGAAAGAGCAUCUCCACUGGUCCUGGGGCGCCUCCACGCCCCGCGCCGAUCAGCGCGGCUCUGGGUCCGAGCAUCCGCGACAACAUCACCGAGGACGAGUUGAUCGAAGUCCUCGGGAGCUUGACGACGCGUGCCGAGAACUCGCUCAGUACACUCUACCUCAAGCACCUUGGUGGCUUCUCUACGGUCCUCGCUGCGCUCGAAAAGGCCACGCGCGUAGACCAGUCGCUACUCGUGCAUGCGCUGAGCCUGAUGAACGGCGCGAUGAGCGGCGCGCCAUAGUCUUUCGACAUUUCCCAUUCUCCGUCUGUUUGUUUGUUUCGCUAUACCUAUCCCCCCCGCUGCUUCGUCUUGCUUCACGGCGUGUUUGUCUCCAUCUUUAGUGUACCAUCAAGUGGGAGAGUUGGUUGUGCGAUUGCAUAGAAAGUGUAUGCCAUGCAAUGAAGUUGCC
Messenger RNA from Vanrija pseudolonga, 8625 nucleotides. It is a transcript of the gene UAC1, whose product is annotated as Adenylate cyclase. The coding region runs from base 456 to 8456 and encodes 2666 amino acids. Lineage: Eukaryota; Fungi; Basidiomycota; Tremellomycetes; Trichosporonales; Trichosporonaceae. The transcript is spliced from 10 exons. Gene Ontology annotation, biological process: cyclic nucleotide biosynthetic process; anaphase-promoting complex-dependent catabolic process; intracellular signal transduction. The record is from RefSeq and is a predicted model, not a curated record. Gene Ontology annotation, cellular component: anaphase-promoting complex. Gene Ontology annotation, molecular function: protein binding; ubiquitin ligase activator activity; anaphase-promoting complex binding.